This is a messenger RNA of Ictalurus punctatus (channel catfish), 2405 nucleotides long. It is a transcript of the gene tlx1, whose product is annotated as T cell leukemia homeobox 1. The transcript has 3 exons. Gene Ontology annotation, cellular component: nucleus. Bases 513 to 1433 code for a protein of 306 amino acids. Gene Ontology annotation, biological process: animal organ development; regulation of transcription by RNA polymerase II. The record is from RefSeq and is a predicted model, not a curated record. Gene Ontology annotation, molecular function: RNA polymerase II cis-regulatory region sequence-specific DNA binding; DNA-binding transcription factor activity, RNA polymerase II-specific. Lineage: Eukaryota; Metazoa; Chordata; Actinopteri; Siluriformes; Ictaluridae.
UCUUGAUACUAAAUUUCUGCUGUUAUUCAUACUUUUAAUGUUAGUAUAUGGACUUAAUUGAUAACGUGUCAUAUUUCAGUGUUUUAUUUAUUGAUUAUUGGUGAUGCAAGAGAAUGCGGCUAUAUUGUAUUGCUUAUAAAAUAGGAUACAAAUGCGCUAUGUAGCCACCUCAGUGAGAGAGAGGGGAUUAUAGUGACCUUUGUUAUGUCUUCUGUGUAAUGGAAUCGUCGUUAUUUCUUUAGCCAAUUGGGUGCCGAAGCCUGAAAUCUCUGGUUUAAGCUUACCCGGCCUAUUUGGCAUUUUGAUUGAUGCUCCUGUGGCUCCCUCCAUCCGGCAAGCCAAAAAGGAGGUAGGGGGAAAACGACAAACGGCUGAAGUUCAGUGUUUCUCACACAUGCUCACGCACUCGCGGUUCUGAGACAGCGAGGAUCCGAGCAUUAAGCCGCGCUCCUGUAGCUGCGUGAUCAGGCGCGGCGCGGAGGAGCUCUGGGAGCGCGCGCCUCUUCGGGACCAUGGAUCAUAACAUAGGAGCACAUCUCCACCACACACACGUAGACUCCAUCAGCUUCGGCAUCGAUCAGAUUCUCAACAAUGCAGAGCAAGGGAGCUGUAUGAUCUCUAACCCCAGGAUGCAGGAUUUGGACUACGGGCUGGGGAGCAUUGUGAGCAAUGCCUACAACACCAUGACGGGCAACUACAACGGCAAUAACACCGGCGGAUACAACAGCAACGCGUGCAGCGCUGCACCACUCGGUGGCUCCUACAACAUGAACAUUGGCAUGAACGGGAACGGAAACGGCUUGAACGCGUCCGGGGUGAUCCGUGUACCCGCACACCGGCCACUCAACAGCAUGCACUCCUCCAUUCAAACAAGCGGGGCCACGGUGCACAACAUGGCAGCCAUGGGCACUCUGAACAACCUCACCGGAUUAACAUUUCCGUGGAUGGAGAGUAACAGGAGGUAUACCAAAGACAGGUUUACAGUGGCCCUCUCACCCUUCACUGUAACACGCCGUAUAGGUCACCCGUACCAGAACCGCACACCACCGAAGAAGAAGAAGCCGAGGACGUCGUUCACGCGCCUGCAGAUCUGCGAGCUGGAGAAGCGCUUUCACCGCCAGAAGUACCUGGCUUCAGCAGAGAGAGCCGCUCUGGCAAAAGCACUUAAAAUGACUGAUGCACAAGUCAAAACAUGGUUCCAGAACAGAAGAACAAAAUGGAGGAGGCAGACGGCGGAGGAAAGAGAGGCCGAACGGCAGCAGGCAAACCGCUUAUUAAUGCAGCUACAACAAGAAGCUUUUCAAAAGACUCUAAACCAGCCUGUAACUCCGGACCCGAUCUGCCUGCACAACAGCUCCCUGUUCGCCCUGCACAACCUGCAGCCAUGGACUGAUAAUACCAACAAGAUCAGCAGCGUCUCCACCUGCGACUAGCAACACCAACUUUUCCCUUUUGUAGGCUCUAUGUAGAUCUAGCUCUAUAUUAUUUAAUAAUCCCGGCGUCACUUUUCCACCAACUGUUACUCUUAUUGUGUGUUAGCCUGCAGGAGAACAGAUUUUAUUUCUUUACGGCUUCUUCUUGUCUCCAGUCUGAACGAAAACUGUACGAAUUAUUCUAAAUACCAGGUGUUUGUAAGAUAAGGGUUUUACUGGCGUACUCACACGUGUAGUAGGCUAUAUUUUUAUAUAUACAGCAUUUUUGCACUUUUACUCUCCACUGCAUUUUAGAUUAAAUUACACAAAGUCCUGGGGUUAAGUUGCAACAUUAAAAAAAAAAAAAAAAAAAAAAAAAAAAAAAUUACACAGAAAAUGGAUUUCAAGAAGGUUUCAAGCACUUAUUCUGGGGGUACUUCCUACCAAACAAAUCCGGUAAUUCUGUAUAGUUUUGAUAGAACAUGGUCUUAAUGUUAUGGUUUUAAUUUUUUAUAUACAUGGACAAAGCAAGCUACAACAGCAAUCACAUACUUUAAAUUUAUUCAGCAUGCUACGCUUAAUUACAUACUUUCCUCAACUUAGGUUUCAUAUUAAAUAAAUCAGAGAUAGUUAUCUGAAACCAACCCUAUUUUAAUACCAAGAGUCUUCUCUUCGUUGUUCUUCACGUUAAUUACAGCUGGAUAUAUUAUUUUGCAGUAAAACAGCUGUAUAUUAUUGUGUCAAAUACAUUUUUCAUUCAACUACUUUGUUCAGAUAAAGUUUUAAACACUGAACUCAAAUUUUAUUCCUUUUUUUUUUUACUCAAAGAAACAUCUUUUUAUACUGACACACUGUAGCAACACAAAUUUUAGAUAGAUAUUGGAUUUCAUUUCAGAGUGAAUGACUGUUUUGGUUGCAUGAUAAAUGUAUGUCCUCCUCGUUGUAUGGGGACUGUAACAGUGUGUUUGUAAUAUUAAAUAUAUGCAGAUGUGA